Budorcas taxicolor (takin) is the source of this 1107-nucleotide messenger RNA. It is a transcript of the gene NKX6-1, whose product is annotated as NK6 homeobox 1. Bases 1 to 1107 code for a protein of 368 amino acids. The transcript is spliced from 3 exons. The record is from RefSeq and is a predicted model, not a curated record. Gene Ontology annotation, biological process: regulation of transcription by RNA polymerase II; cell differentiation. Lineage: Eukaryota; Metazoa; Chordata; Mammalia; Artiodactyla; Bovidae. Gene Ontology annotation, cellular component: nucleus. Gene Ontology annotation, molecular function: RNA polymerase II cis-regulatory region sequence-specific DNA binding; DNA-binding transcription factor activity, RNA polymerase II-specific.
AUGUUAGCGGUGGGGGCGAUGGAGGGCCCCCGGCAGAGCGCGUUCCUGCUCAGCAGCCCGCCCCUGGCCGCCCUGCACAGCAUGGCAGAAAUGAAGACCCCACUGUACCCCGCCGCCUACCCCCCGCUGCCCGCCGGCCCCCCCUCCUCCUCGUCCUCCUCAUCCUCCUCGUCGUCGCCCUCCCCGCCUUUGGGCGCCCACAACCCGGGCAGCCUGAAGCCCCCGGCCGCGGGGGGGCUCUCGGCCCUGGGCAGCCCCCCGCAGCAGCUCUCGGCCGCCACCCCGCACGGUAUCAACGACAUCCUGAGCCGGCCCUCCAUGCCUGUGGCCUCAGGGGCCGCCCUGCCCUCCGCCUCGCCCUCCGGGUCCUCUUCAUCCUCCUCUUCCUCGUCCACCUCCGCUUCGGCUGCUGCGGCCGCAGCCGCAGCGGCGGCCGCCGCCGCCUCGUCGCCCGCGGGGCUCCUGGCCGGCCUGCCCCGUUUCAGCAGCCUGAGCCCGCCGCCGCCGCCGCCCGGGCUCUACUUCAGCCCCAGCGCCGCGGCGGUGGCCGCCGUGGGUCGGUACCCGAAGCCGCUCGCCGAGCUGCCCGGACGGACGCCUAUCUUCUGGCCGGGAGUGAUGCAGAGCCCACCCUGGAGGGACGCCCGCCUGGCCUGCACCCCUCAUCAAGGAUCCAUCUUGUUGGACAAAGACGGGAAGAGGAAACACACGAGACCCACAUUCUCGGGCCAGCAGAUCUUUGCCCUGGAGAAGACUUUCGAACAAACGAAAUACUUGGCGGGGCCCGAGAGGGCUCGCUUGGCCUAUUCUUUGGGGAUGACAGAGAGUCAGGUCAAGGUCUGGUUCCAGAACCGCCGGACCAAGUGGAGGAAGAAGCACGCAGCCGAGAUGGCCACGGCCAAGAAGAAGCAGGACUCGGAGACCGAGCGGCUGAAAGGGGCCUCGGAGAACGAGGAGGAGGACGACGACUACAACAAGCCCCUGGACCCCAACUCGGACGACGAGAAAAUCACGCAGCUGCUGAAGAAGCACAAGCCGACCGGCAGUGGCGGCGGCGGCGGCGGCGGGCUCCUGCUGCACGCGUCCGAGGCCGAGGGCUCGUCCUGA